Molecule: messenger RNA, 912 nt
Organism: Ostreococcus lucimarinus CCE9901
Lineage: Eukaryota; Viridiplantae; Chlorophyta; Mamiellophyceae; Mamiellales; Bathycoccaceae
Exons: 1
Coding region: 1-912 (303 amino acids)
Molecular function (GO): RNA binding
Source: RefSeq, a predicted model, not a curated record
AUGCGCGGCGUCGUCGCGCGCCACGCCCCGCUCGCGCGCGCGCUCGUUCGCGCGGGAACGUCGCAGCCGACUUCGCGCGCGCGCGCGCGGCGCAUCUCGACGCCGAGCGCGGCGCCGCUCGACGUCGAAGUCAUCUUGCGUCACGCCGAGCCCGAGCACCGAGACGUCGUCAAACGCGCCGUCGAGCGCGCCGAGCGCGUGCGAGAUCGAUGGACGGUGGAGACGAUCGAGUUUCUCGACCCAGGCGCGCUGCAUUCGGUGGAGAACGCGGUGCGCGCGGUGUGUGGGGACGAAGUGGAAGUUCGAGCGUGGGGCGGCUUUGCGUCCGCGGAGCGACGACGCGCGACGAUCGCGCGCGCGGACAGCGUCGAUGAGGAGGAGAUUCGCGACACCGUGCGCGUGUUGAGGGUGCAGGGGAAUUUUAUGUUCGACGCCGCGACGCAUAGAGAUUUUUUAGGCGCAAUUCUGGGAACUGGCAUUAAACGAGAAAAAGUCGGAGACAUCGUCGUCACCGGAGAGCGGGGCGCCGACGUGAUGGUGUCGCCCGAGAUGGCUGAGUUUUUAAGCACGGCGUUGACUUCGGUGCGAACGGUGAAGGUAGAAGCCCGCGAGGUGGACGCGUCGGAGUUAAAAGUUCCCGAACCAAAGGUGGAGGACAUUUUCUCCUCCGAGUCUAGCACGAGAUUGGACGCUCUCGGGAGCGCGGGAUUUAGGAUGUCGAGAUCGAAAUUCGUCGCGCACGUAGAAUCUGGAGACGUCAAGGUGAAUUGGAAGGAGGUGAAGAAGGGACGGUACGAUCUGAGCGCUGGAGACGUCGUUUCGUGUCGCGGGAAAGGUCGCUUGGAGGUGGUGGAUAUCCAACCCGCGAGAAAAGAGGGAAGGUUUGCUUGCAAUCUUCGGCGCUACGUGUAA